Molecule: messenger RNA, 708 nt
Organism: Klebsormidium nitens
Lineage: Eukaryota; Viridiplantae; Streptophyta; Klebsormidiophyceae; Klebsormidiales; Klebsormidiaceae
Source: the annotation of a GenBank genome assembly
UUCCCGUCCGUGUACCAGUCCCGCAACACGUACGUCCGCUGCGUGUCCAACGACGGCCUGCAGCUCGGCCUGGGCAUCACGUAUCAGUUUCUGGUCAACUCCACCGACCUGCACACGGUCGCCCUCCAGUACCACGACUACGGCAAGUACCUCCUGGUGCUCGACAGCGCGGCGGAGGCCAGCUGUCACUGGGCGUGCUCGCAGUUUCAGAUUGGCGACUUCCAGGCGCUGCGGGCAGUCGUUCAGAACACCACCCACGAUCGGCUGCAGUUCAACGUGCAGCCGCUCCAUGCCAUCAUCCUCGACGUUCAAUUGCGCAACGUGACGUACCCGCCCGACUGGUCGAACGCGGUGGCGCUUAAGGAGCAGGCCAGCUAUGACAUCACGCUCGCGUCACAGGAGCGGCAGCAGGCCAUUUCCAAGGCAAACGGCGACCUCCUGCUUGCGAACCAGAACGCGACCAUAACCAUCCAGAUCGCCCAGACCCAAGCGAACGUUAUGCAGGCGCAGGCUGACUAUCAGGGCCAAGCGCUGCUAACCCAGUUCAAAACCGAAGCCGACAAGGCCGCCCAGAUCCAGCAAACUCUGAACUUAACCACGGAAGGGUUAUUGGCCUACCUAGCUAACCGGGCGGUCGGAACUAGUGCGGGGAAAUUGGACGUGGCUAUGGAUGCCCCCGCUCAAAUUUCCUACUCAACAGAGUUGUAG